Molecule: messenger RNA, 5346 nt
Organism: Corythoichthys intestinalis (scribbled pipefish)
Lineage: Eukaryota; Metazoa; Chordata; Actinopteri; Syngnathiformes; Syngnathidae
Gene: rhoua
Product: ras homolog family member Ua
Exons: 4
Coding region: 234-1019 (261 amino acids)
Biological process (GO): establishment or maintenance of cell polarity; endocytosis; Cdc42 protein signal transduction
Molecular function (GO): GTP binding; protein kinase binding; GTPase activity
Source: RefSeq, a predicted model, not a curated record
AAGGGGAGUUUAUGUCUGUGGAUAAGAGCGACACUUUCAUUGAAUCUCCUCUCUCGAAUGGACGCCGACUUUUAAAGAAGCCACGAUGUAGCCUAAAAUGGACACGUUGACAAUUCGCUUCCAGGAGUAGUUCAAGCUGUCCUCGCCUAGUCAUGGAAAGUUAAACAAGCGCGGAAGAUAGCAGGAAAAUGGGCGAAGCGAAAAGUGGCACUGGGUCUUCCUAGGGCGGCUCCAUGUCCCCCUCCUCCCCGAGCCAGAUGCCUCCGAAGACAGCGCCCGUGUCUCCUGCUCCGCCCGUCCCGCCGAGGAGACUCCGGGGUCGGGAUGGAGGUUCUGGCAGGACGCGUCGGGUCGGAGGAGCGGAGAGGCGAGUGAAGUGUGUCCUGGUGGGAGACGGAGCUGUGGGCAAAACUAGUCUGGUGGUCAGCUACACCACCAACGGAUACCCCACCGAAUAUGUCCCCACUGCCUUUGACAACUUCUCGGCAGUGGUAUCAGUGGAUGGGCAGCCGGUCAAGCUUCAACUCUGUGACACAGCUGGGCAGGAUGAGUUUGACAGGCUGCGUCCGCUCUGUUAUACCAGCGCAGACGUCUUCCUGCUCUGCUUCAGCGUGGUCAACCCAGUGUCCUUCCAGAAUGUCCCUGAGAAGUGGAUCGCCGAGAUACGAAGACAUGCCCCUUUCGCACCGCUUGUCCUUGUUGGGACUCAGUGUGACCUCAGAGAAGAUGUCAAGAUUUUGAUAGACCUUGCUAAGUACAGAGAGAGACCCGUUGAUCCAGCGGAUGCUAGGGACUGUGCAGCUGAGAUCGGAGCUGUGGCCUACGUGGAGUGCUCGUCGCUAACCCAGAAGAACCUGAAAGAAGUGUUCGACACAGCCAUACUGGCCAGCCUGCAGAAUCACAGCUCCCAGAAGCGCCCGAGAGGGAAACAGAAACGUCGAACAAAGCAAAUGCAGACACCUGACAAGAUGAAGAGUUUGUCCAAAUCGUGGUGGAAAAGGUACUGCUGUGUGGCGUGAAGCGCUCCAGAUUGCUAUCCUGGAACACUUUGAUACGAUCCAGCACUCUAUGGUCUCUUUCAACGGCGACGAAGUCAAACCUCCUCAGGAGUGUUGAUGGAAACCAAAGUUUCAUUUGUUUUAUCACAUGGGACAUUUACGACCGAACCUCAGUCUCUUUCAACAUGGACUGGAAAAACAAGAGGACACAUGAGUCCUUGAACAAAUCAGGCCAUGGGUAAAGUGACUGCAAUAAGAACCUUUGUUGGGAUGUACUGGUCUUGACUUGCUGGAGCAGCAGACAAAGGUGGAUGAGACUGAUUUUAACAAGAUGAGAAACGCUGAGAAUCCUUUUCGUGGAUUUAAAUGUGAAGAGAUUAAGUUCCUUUUGGACAAUAUUGUCAACACUUGAGUCGCACAGUUUUCUUACUUGGUGUUAAGAGUUCAAAACAGUUAUUUGAUUAGUCUGUCUUACACCGAUGGUACUGAAUGGAAGUACAGCAAGUAAUGGAAUCUGGAGAGCAAAUGGGAACGGUUUAGAGUAAGGCUACGUUCACAGUGCAGGAUGUGAUAGUCAAUUCAAAAUUUUUGCUAAUUCUGACUUUUUUGUGGAGCUAGCUGUUCAUAUUGGAAAAAAAUCUAAUGCAAGUUGUAAGUGGACAGAAUGUGAUGGAAAUUGACACGCAUGUGCAUAAAUGUAAAUAUAGUACCUUCAGCAGGGUCUCAGUCAUCACGCUUUUGUGACAAAUUCAUGGAUUUUGUGCUACAAGGGUCAACAUAUUCCUAAAAUGUUAUCUUAUAGCAAAUUAUAUUGACAUGCGAAAGACGCCCAUAUUGGAUUAGAAAAAAAUCUGAAUUGGACUACCAGAAAUCGGAAUUGACCUUCAGUAUGAACGUAGCCUAAGAUGCACACGUACUAAAGAGGACAAGAAGAAGCUAGUUGACCACCCAUAGCAAAACUUUGCUACUCAUCUGUUGCUUAAUCUCAUCUCGUGAGACGAAUGUGAUCCUCUCAAAUUGAUCUCAUUCUCUGCUUAUUUGUUUCUGAAUUUGUGCUCUUAAGGGUACCCUUAGGAGCAAGUGAUGAGUCAAAAUCAGCAAAGUGAAGAGAAGAGAAAUGUUCUUGAUUGAAAAUUUAGUUAAACUUGUAUAGGACCUUUCAGGCAGUCAAAGCACUUUGAUACUAUAUCCUCAUCUACCUGCUGGUGACACGGCAACAUGGGGUUCAGUGUCUUGCUCAAGGAUACUCAGAUGAAUUCAUCAGGAGGGAGAAUUAAACUCACAACUUCUGGGUUGGGGAACGACUCUCUACCACUGAGCCACCCACGGGCUCAGAUGCAGUGUACUCGAUGUGACGCAAAACAUCAAUGGAAAGCAACUUCAGAAAGAGCGUGUAGCAGCGAUUUUAUUUUGCUUCAUUUGAUAAUUUAUAUAUUUCUUUGAUACUUCAAUAAAAACUUCCAAAUCGCAGACAUGUUGCCUGUGAGCCAGUAGUUUUAGCGAGACAGUGUCAGCCAGCCUGUUGCCUGUUUUGAUUACGUCAUCAAACAGGAGGACGAAGGUUCUUCACACCAUUUUGUGGUAAACUUUCGGUCUUCGAAACCAAAAAUCGAUAAUGCAUUUGUAGCGGCUGAUAGUUUUCGGCACCGAAUUUUCGGUCAAAUCUCUAAUUUAUACAUUGAACAAGAUGAACCAGAUGUUAUUUCAUUAUUUGACCGAUUAUAUCAUUUUCUCAGAUUUUGGCACGACAUGAAUUAAGAUGUGAUUGGAUAUGUCAGAGCAGUUACUACUCUUUUGAGUAUGAAAGAAUCUUGAAAAGCCAAAGUGAGCAAUUGCAAACUGGAAGGAGAUCAAAUUGAGAAAUAUUUGUGACUGGCACAUUAUAGGGUUGCUUGGCGAGAUCAGUAAAAGAGGCAGCUUUGAGGCAAGUUUAAGAAAUAAAAUAUUUUGCGAUCAUGAGAUCGUGACUCCAAGUGAGGAGAUAAAAUUGAGAUGCAUUUGAGAUCAACACAAGUACUCAUAGUUGUCUCUUGGUGAGAUCUUGGAGACAACUGUGUGACUUUGAAAAAUCGUGCCAGUAGAACUAUUCUCAAGACCUUCUCGUGUAACGCUCACUAUGAGACUUACUUCUCAUGAGACAAUUUUGAGAAAACUGAGAAAACCACUCUGGCCUUGAGUAUUGCUGAUUCUCUUCUCAGAGAUGUAAAUGGGACAUGAACAAGAUCUCAUCUUCAAUUUUGCUUUGCUAUGGGCAGGUCAGUUGGAAAAAGCCCAAUAUUAAGAUGCUAAAAGUGGUCAGGCCGCCAGCUAUGCUAGCUGAAUCGAGUGUUAAAGAAGGUCGAGAACAUAUUCAUCUAAGAAAUUACAAAGUCUUAUUCCAAAACAGGAACUUAGUGGUCUAGUUGCAUGUAUUCCUCGGAUCUCCACACAAUGGCAUCUUGUGAAGCUACGUAAAUCAUGUCCUUUUUGACAUGAGCUUCACCAUGACUCUCAUUUCACCCUUUAGACGUGCUUAUCACAUUAUUUUUCAGUUGCCAAUAUGUAUUUGGCAAGGUUUUUGUUUAGCUAUUAGCUUCUGUCACACAAUACAGACAAAAAGUAUGCAAAUAUUUUACAGACAGGAAUUGAACACAAGGACAAAUAUGCAGUUAGUUCCACUUAGCAACUAAAACAGCUUGCACUUUUCUGGAAUAUUUUUACAAGAUGUCGGAGCGUGUCUCUGGGAUUUGUAGGUCCAUUCAUCUAGCUGUGAGAUCAGCAAUGUUAGACUUGAGCAAGGUUAAUCCAAACAAAUGCUUGAUAUGGUCUGAAUGCUGUUGAGUUUUGAUUAUACAAUUAAAACAAAAAGGUUCUGGCAAAGUGUUAGGCCUGGAAAUGUCCAAAAAUCAAACACACUAUUGUUGUACCCGAGUCAGGUCAAAAGCCAAUAAUUGUAUCUUUUCUCCAAGGUCCAUUUGUAAGAACAAGUCUUUGUGUUUAGUGUGUCAGCAUGAGAAAUGAUAAGGGUGUGAGCAACUUUGUUGUAUGGAAUGAUUUAAAAGUGCGUAUUAUUGACAACACAUGUUAGAAGGAAAGCGUGGUGACCGCUCAAUAUGGUUUACGUGUCUCAUCUGUAAAAAGUCAGAUAAUAUAUUUAGAGUAAAUCAAUUUGCAUUUAAUCCAGUGUGCCUACAAAUCCAAUAUUUUAAUCAACGAGAAGGCGUUUUAUAUAAUCAUGCACAAUUUUGCCUAGUACGACAUUUUUUAACACAAGCCAACCAGUUUGGUCACAAGCUGAAAAUCAAUAUUAACAAAACCCAAGUUUCGAUUUUAGUAUCAAGCUGUGAUUGUAUCAUUGGAAUUGUUUGGUCAUUCAGAUGUUCCAGCUGCCAAUGAAUGGAUCCUGUGUCCAUCCUGAUAGCAAUACAUUGUUUGUCGGUGGGGAGAGGGCGCACAAUGAGGCCUGUCUUGCAGACUCGAAGGGUGACGGCACAUGGAAGUAGGCCAAAGGUCGCACAGACCCUUAUGUUGGUUUCCGUGUCAGCUUUUUCAAGUUUUACUCUGCUUGUGUUGAUGAUUAAUAGAAAAGAGGAAAACGACCUGUAAAGUUAUUUUGGCUCAAUGAUUUUUAUUUUAUUUUUUUUUACAUUUAAUCAACCCAGCAAACAAAUCAUUUCCUCUCAACCCACUUGUUUGCAUGCAUGAAAGUAUGGCAUUUUGACAUCUUCAGUUAUGGGUGUCAAUUUGUCACUAAAAUACCAUUACGGCCGUUAACAAAGACAACUUUCCUAUGAAUGGCUUUCAGCUGUUUGUUCCACUUGAAGCAUAAAUUGUGUGAUUGAGCUCUUUGUUUUUUUGUUUGUUUUUUAACCAUAUGGAUUAUGCCUCUUAGACUUGAACAGGAUGUUCCUGUUUUGGCUUUGUUUUUGUUUUUUUGCAUUGAGCUCAUUAAUUCAUAAGCAGGCCACCUCAAUAGAUGCUCAAUUACGGCUGAGACUUUUUAAAGCCCAUCUGAGCUUAUUGAGCUCCAUGUACAGAAUGUAUAUUUUCAUUGUUCAUUAUAUUAUGGUAUCAAAUAAGACUUUUUGAUGGGGUUGAUAGCAUUUUGUCUGGACUCCAAUCAAAGAGAAUGUUUGGUAAAUGAAUUUUUUUUAUACUUUGUGAAAUAAAAGAUAUUUGCUAUCAUACAAGGCUUACUUACUUCAGUGAUUACUUAGCUCAAUUCUCUUUUCCCUAAUCACUAGUCAAAGGUAACUCGUUUCUUCAUGUACAGUGAUUCCCAUUUUUCGCGGUUAAUCGGGACCAAAACCCGCCGCGAUAUGUGAAAAACCGCGAAGUAGCGUCCCCACCGCCCCCCAAAAAUAUUUUU